This is a messenger RNA of Penicillium antarcticum, 1284 nucleotides long. Its product is annotated as putative oxidoreductase. Bases 1 to 1284 code for a protein of 427 amino acids. NCBI's taxonomy places the organism in Eukaryota, Fungi, Ascomycota, Eurotiomycetes, Eurotiales, Aspergillaceae. The transcript has 2 exons. The record is from RefSeq and is a predicted model, not a curated record.
AUGCCCAUUCCAAUCAUCGCCCAGGGUCUCCGGGAGGGCAUCUCAUCCAUCCCACAUGCCUGGUCAUUCAUCAAAUAUGCGCCAUGGCUCCUAGUCCUGGCCGUCCUGAAGUGGUACUUCGAAGGAGCCCGCAACACAUCGGAACGAAUGAUGCGGUCAAAAGUAAUAAUGGUGACAGGCGGCACAUCUGGCAUAGGGGCAACAGUAGUCCGUGAACUAGCCCUCCGCGGCGCACAAGUAAUCCUCCUAACCCGCCAACCACCAUCGGACCUCUUCCUCAUGGAAUAUAUCGAUGAUCUCCGAGCAACAACAAACAACCAACUAAUCUACGCCGAACAAGUCGACCUCGCCUCCCUCCACAGCGUCCGCACCUUCGCCACAAAAUGGAUCGACAACAUCCCACCCCGCAGACUAGACAGUAUAAUCCUCUGCGGCGGCAUCGCAGAGCCAACCCACGCCCGUGGCCGAACACUAGACGGCAUCGACCGCGAAUGGCAAGUCAACUACCUUGCAAACUUCCACCUCCUCAGCAUCCUCAGUCCAGCACUACGUGCUCAACCCGCCCACCGUGAUGUGCGGGUCAUCUUCGCCAAUUGCUCUAGCUAUAUCGGUGCAGACUUUACGCAGUUGGAGGGUAUGGCACGUCCGAAACCUCAGACUUCCAAGUCUAAGGCUCAGGAUGUCAUCCCACCCCCGAAGAAUGUCUACGCUCUCGCCAAACUAUCCCUCACCAUCUUCGCGCAUUCCUUCCAGCGCCAUCUGAACGCUUAUAAACGGCCUGAUAGUCUGCCACCUUGCACGCGCGUGAUAAUGGUUGACCCGGGUCUCUGCCGGACACCGGGGACAAGACGCUGGCUUACAGGAGGUUCACUCUGGGGACUGGCGCUGUACCUGAUUACCUGGCCUAUUUGGUGGCUGGUGCUUAAAUCGCCGCAGCAGGGCGCGCAGAGCAUACUGUAUGCAUCUAUGGAGGCGGAGUAUGGACGUGGGGAUGGCGGGUGGUUGAUUAAGGAGUGUCGGCAGGUGGAUUAUGCGCGGAGUGAUGUUAAGAAUGAUGAGGUUGGAAAGAAGUUGUGGGAGUUUAGUGGGAAGAUGAUUGAGGAGGCGGAGAAAGAUAGUGCUGUGAGACGGGCGCUUGAGAAGAAGAUUGAGGAGGAGGCUGAGAAGGUUCGCGUGCAGAAGGGGGAGCAGAAGGGGGAGAAGAAGGCGAGGGAGGAGGAGAGUUCGAAGAAGGGGAAGAGUGAUGGGUCUAGGAGGAGUCGGAAGGGGAAUGGGAAUAAGUAG